CGCAACUUUCUUGAAGUACCAAACUCACAAAGCUACGGUAAGACUGUAUGUCGUAAUACUUCAAAGAAGGAGCAGAAGAGUAGGCUGCACUGAGGCAUUAUGAAGAUUUGGCAACUACCCUCAGUUCUUCUUCUUCUUAUAUCUAGUGUCAUUUCUCAUCCUCAUAACCUAUUUGAGUAUAAUGAGCUAAGUGAGUAUGUUGACAGCCAUCAAGAGGAAUACGUGCAGACUCUGAGGGACUGGGUUGCAGUAGAGUCUGACUCCAGUGAUGUCUUGAAGAGGCCAGACUGCCAUCGCAUGAUGGACAUGACAGCUGAGAAAUUACGGGCCAUGGGAGGGAAGGUGGAACUAGUGGACAUUGGCGUACAAGAGCUACCUAAUGGCCAGACAGUGGACUUGCCUAAGGUGGUAACAGCCCAGUUUGGCAGUGACCCAAGUAAGCAGACAGUCUGUGUAUAUGGACAUGUGGAUGUCCAGCCUGCUAAGUUAGAGGAUGGCUGGGCCACUGACCCUUACAACCUCACUGACAUUGACGGAAACCUCUAUGGCAGAGGGGCAUCUGACAACAAGGCCCCAGUCUUAGCCUGGAUCCAUACAGUGGAAGCCUACCAGGCCCUCAAAAUUGACUUGCCAGUCAAUGUAAAGUUCAUAAUAGAGGGAAUGGAGGAGACUGGGUCCAACGGCCUGGACGCCAUGAUCAUGGCUCAGAGAGACUCGUUCCUCUCUGACGUGGAUUAUAUACUAAUCUCGGACUGUGGUUGGCUGAGCCGACGCCCUGCCCUCACCUAUGGUACCAGAGGGAACUGUUACUUUUUUGCUGAGGUAGAGGGCCCCAAACAGGACUUGCACUCUGGUGUAUAUGGAGGCACGGUUAUAGAACCCAUGACAGAUCUAAUUGGCAUAUUGGACACACUGAUAAGCCCCAGUGGAAAGAUCCUCAUCCCAGGCAUUAGAGAAGCUGUGGCCCCCCUCUCAGACGAGGAGUGGAAGAUGUACCAGGACAUUGAGUUUGACAUUGAGAGCUACAAGUCUAAAAUCGGUGUUAGUCAGCUCAUGUACAACAACAAGGUAGAUCUGCUUGCUCAUCGCUGGCGCUACCCAACUGUUACCGUCCAUGGCAUCGAAGGGGCCUUCUCUGCCCCUGGCACCAAAACAGUAAUUCCUGCUAAGGUCAUUGCCAAGUUCUCCAUACGACAGGUCCCCAAUAUGGACCCAGCAGUAGUCAAGAAACAGGUCACCGACUACCUAAACUCUGUGUUUGCCAAGAGGAAGAGCCCCAACAAGUUGAAGGUGACAAUGGUAAUCGGGGCUAAGCCCUGGUUGGCCGACACCAAGCAUCCCCUGUACGAGGCAGGGAAGGCAGCUGUGAAAAGAGUAUUUAAUGUGGAGCCAGACUUGAUCCGUGAGGGGGGAACCAUCCCCAUCGCCAAGACAUUUGAAGAUGUGACCGGGAAGAGCAUCAUUAUGCUGCCGAUUGGAGGCUUUGAUGACGGGCUCCACUCCCAGAAUGAGAAGAUGAGCAGGUACAACUACAUAGAAGGGACCAAAUUGUUCAUUGCCUACCUCCAUGAAGUGGCCCAUCUCAAGAAAAAUUGAGAGCACCUUUUUCAACAUCAUUACAAGGGUUGUUAAAUAAUUAAAGACAAUGUUAAAUAGUUUUGAGAUCAGUGGAGUCAGACGUGUUUCACCUUGUUCUUGAUAUUCAUUUGUCAUUUUUAUUCAAAGAUCAGCUGUGGCAUCAAAUAGUCGUAAACAUUUUUUCUUUAGUAUGGGAGGCAUAGGGAAUCAAGGGGGUAGGCAAUGAGCGGGGCUUGGUUUUAACUUUUUAGUUAUUUUUGCAAUAAAGUAAAGACUGGGCAUUUGAACCUAAGACAAUAAAAGUAUUUUUUAAAUGAAAUAAAAUAUGAAACUACAAAUUCAA
Molecule: messenger RNA, 1921 nt
Organism: Esox lucius (northern pike)
Lineage: Eukaryota; Metazoa; Chordata; Actinopteri; Esociformes; Esocidae
Product: cytosolic non-specific dipeptidase
Exons: 12
Coding region: 100-1596 (498 amino acids)
Biological process (GO): proteolysis
Cellular component (GO): cytosol
Molecular function (GO): metallodipeptidase activity
Source: RefSeq, a predicted model, not a curated record